Molecule: messenger RNA, 2364 nt
Organism: Naegleria lovaniensis
Lineage: Eukaryota; Heterolobosea; Eutetramitea; Acrasida; Naegleriidae
Exons: 1
Coding region: 1-2364 (787 amino acids)
Cellular component (GO): cytosol
Source: RefSeq, a predicted model, not a curated record
AUGAAUAACAACUCAACAUCAACAGUUCCCUUUCAAGGAGGUGAAUAUACUGGUCCUCUCAAUGAUCAAGGUCUUCCACAUGGUAAAGGUUCUCUCUAUUUUCCAUACACCAAACACAAAUACGAAGGUGAAUUUGUGAAUGGUCAAGCACAUGGUAAAGGUGUUGCGAGUGGUGUGUUGAGUCAAGAAAUGACUCUGAUCGUUAAUAAUGAAUUGAGAAAUGUGGGUGAUAAAUUUGUGUCAUGUUCUUCAAGUAAUAGUAGUGGUACAUCAUCAUCCUCUACGACAACUUCAUCCUCCUCUAAUUUAAUAGAUUCCAACAACAACAACAACACAUGGACUAAUCAAUGGAAAUAUGAUGGUCAAUGGAUGAAUGGUCAAAUGCAUGGACAAGGCGAGUUCACCUUUGCCAAUGGUGACAUGUAUAGUGGAGAAUGGAAAGAUGGUGUUGCAUGUGGUAAAGGUCUCUAUUCAUGGCAAAGUACAGGUGAUCGUUAUAUGGGUGAAUUUGUGAAUAUGAAAAGACACGGUGCAGGUACCAUGCUCUUUUCAAAUGGUCACAAAUACGAUGGUUUAUUCUAUAAUGAUUAUCGUCAUGGUCAUGGUAUUGAAACUUAUUCCAAUGGUAAUCGAUUUGAAGGUUAUUGGGUGAUGGAUAAGAGACAUGGUCCUGCAUUUGCCUAUGUCAAGUUUGAAAAUUUAGAUAAAAAGUUACAAAAGAAGAGAAAACAAGGAAUGAAAGGACAACCAACCAUUCCAAGCAGUCAAGUCACUAAUCAAGCCAAUUCCAAAACCUCUACCAUCUAUUUGAAUUUACAUUCCAUUGAUCAGUAUGUGGUCUAUUCUCAAGAAUAUCAUUUAGGAAGAUUAUUGAGUGAAAAGGAAUUGUUUCCUUGUGAUUAUGCUCCCUAUAUUUAUACAGGUGGUGUGAGUGGUGGUGGUUUGAAAGCCCCUACUGAAUUACUCACUCAAGACAUGGAUUCUGUAUUGGUUCAAAUCGAUGAAGAAAUUGAAACUCUUGUCAUGGAGAGUAAUAGUAGUGGUGGUUCUUCAAGUGGUGGUGGUGGUGGUUAUUCUUCAAGUGGUGGCAAUGGUUCUGUUCAUCAUCAUUCCAAUCAUCACACCCCAACCAUUACUAGUGAUACCAUUGUGAGUGAUGAUGAUGAUAAGAAUUCUUCUCCAACCAUUCAUACGAGUGGUGGUGAUGGUGGUAUGAGUAAUAAUACUACUACUACUAGUAGUAAUAUGAAUUCUCCUCCUACCGCCAUGACGACGAUCACUUCUUCACAAAUUCUCAACAAACUUGCCAAGAGAAAAUCUCAAUCUGCUACUUUGAAUCAACAAUCAUCAUCAUCACCACCCAUCCAUGGUCAUUUGAUUGGUACCAACUUGAUGACAUCACCUCCUUCACCUUCCAGUCAUAGUCAUUCGACACAAGUGUUGUCCUCAUCCUCUGCAUCCUCCACAUCCUCUCAAUCCAUUCUCACCACUGAUAAUGUCUUUGUUCAAGGUGUUGUUUGUUGGGAAGAUAAAUAUUGGGACAUGAUUCAACAAUUAUUUGUUCAACAAUUCACUUCCAAAUGUGAAUAUAAUUACACAAAGAUAUUAUUGAAUACUCUUGAUCAAGUCACUACCUUGGAAGAGAGAAGACAACAACUCAUGGAACAUAUUGACAAGUGUGAAAAUGCCAAAUCUAAAACCAAAUGGGAAAUGAAACGUGUCAUUGUUGAAGAACUCCAUGCAGAAGCACCCAAUGAUUAUUCUGGUGUUGAUCUAUUUAUGGAUCGAUUGGAUGAAUUGAUGAGUGAGAUGAGAAUUGAAUUGAGUGAUAUUAUUGAAAUGAAGAAUUCUGCUUCUCAAGUGAGAGAUGAAAAGAAGAUUCAACUCACCAAACAACAACUCUCUGAAAUUGAAAAGAAAUUAUUUCGAUUGGAGAGUGCCUUGCAAACCGCUAAAAACACAGCUCAACCUUUUACCAAAAUCAAACUCUUUAUGCGUGAUCAAGUAUUGUAUCAACAAUUAUUAGAAGAAGUUGCCAUUCAUUUGCAACGUUUGAGAGUCUUAUUGAGACGUUUAAUGUUGAUUCGUUAUGAUGUUCAUAAUAUUAGUGUGAAUGUUGAUUCCAAUUCGACCACUGUGACUCUCAAUAAGGAACAAUUAGAGGCAAUGGCUGACAUUAAAUUGCAUGUACAAUUGGUACAGGGAUUGUUUGAGAGUAGUGUGAUGCGUUCACGUGCUGCUGCUGCUCUAGUUGGAGUUUCUGAAAAGAAUGCUCAAAAUUCUCUCACUUUGGAUACCAAUGCUGUGAUUGAUCAUGUAUUGAAGAGAACGAGACAAUUGAGUGAACAUAUUUUGUCUCAAUAA